AUGUCCGGCUAUGAUAACCCGCCCGACUCCAAACCGGCCUUCAACCCCUACGAUGGCGAAGACUCCUACACGAUGAUCAACCUCCCAUCCUCCUCCUCAUCAUCAUCAUCUUCAUCCUCCCCCGACCUACUCAUCGACAAGGCCGCCGGGUCCGCCAAAGGUCACACUCACAACAACCUCAGAGCCAUCCCCGACCUCUCAACCCUCCAACCUUCCGCCCUCCGCUCCCUAACCACCUCCCCCUUCUCCGAGCACGAGCUCCUCUCCCCCUCAUUUCAACACAUCCGUCGGACCCUCUCCCGCUCUCCAUCCCCUCCUCCUCCCCGCUCUUUCCAACAACAACAUGGCCCCGAUAGGCCCAAUACUUCCAACCUAAAAUCUCGAAUCAGCAACUUCCUCCACCGCAACCGCCCCCUCUUUCAAGUAGCCAUCGCCCAGCUGUUCGGGGCUUUGAUGAACCUCGCCGCGCGGUUACUUGAACUCUCAGGAGAAGGGGGAAAAGAAGCAGGAAUGCACCCCUUCCAAAUCCUUUUCGCCCGGAUGUUCCUCACGGCCCUCCUCUCGCUUCUCUACAUGCAUUGGAAAAAGGUCGAGUAUGCGCCGUGGGGGAGGAGGGAGGUUAGGUGGUUGUUGGUGUUGAGGGGUGUUACCGGGUUUUUCGGCAUCUUCCCCCUCUGGUACUCCAUGCUCUACCUCCCCAUCGCCGAAGCAACAGUAAUCACCUUCCUCGCCCCCUCCCUCUCCGGCUAUCUAUCUCACCUUUUACUCAAAGACCCAUUCACCAAAAAAGAGCAGAUAGCGAGUUUUGUGGCUUUGGCGGGGGUUGUGUUGAUCGCUCGCCCUGUUUCGUUCUUCGCCUCCUCUACACCAGCAGCAACCGUCUCACCCUCCUUUGGCUCCAACCAAAACAACAUCACCUCCUCCGCGUUUCCCACCAUCCCUGAUUCCACCGGUAUCCCCGACGUCUCCCCCGCAGAACGCCUAAUAGGCAUCCUCACCGCCCUCCUCUCCGUCCUCGGCGCCUCCUCAGCCUACACCACCAUCCGCGCCCUCGGUCCCUCCACGCACCCCUUGAUAUCCGUCAACUAUUUCAGCCUCUGGUGCACCCUCGUCUCCCUUUUGGCUCUCCUGCUCUGCCCCGUUUUGGACAUCGGGCAGGAAGCUACGGAUUUGGUACCCGCUAUUCGAUGGGGACUGCCGCGGGGGGUAUAUCAAUGGGCGUUGCUUGUGGGACUGGGAGUGGCGGGGUUCGUUAUGCAGUUUCUUUUGACGAGUGGGUUGGGGGCUGGGCCUGGAAAGGACGGGGAUGGGAAGGAGAGGGUUGAGGGAGGACAAGGUAGGAGGAGGGGAGGUGAAGGAAGGGCUGGGGGAGGAAGACGGGGGACGAUGACGAGGGGAGCAACAAAAUCGAAUCGGGCGACGGCGAUGGUUUAUACGCAGAUGUUGUUCGCGGCGGGGUUUGAUAGGUGGGUGUUUGGACGGACGAUGAGUGGGUGGAGUGUGGUUGGGUGUGGCUUGAUUGUUGGGAGUGCGUUGUGGGCUGUCUUGGGGAAGGAGACGGAUGUGAAGAAGGAAGGGGUAAGGGAUGGACAGGAAGAUGUGGAUUUGGAGAUGACCGAGGGCGGGGUGAGGUAUCAAAGGAGUGAGAGCGGUGAAGAAGAGGAAGGGGCGCCGAUGUUGAGAAGGACAGAAGUAGAAGAGGAGGAUUCAUCCAGGGGCCGACGGACUGACUGA
Molecule: messenger RNA, 1734 nt
Organism: Neurospora tetraspora
Lineage: Eukaryota; Fungi; Ascomycota; Sordariomycetes; Sordariales; Sordariaceae
Exons: 3
Coding region: 1-1734 (577 amino acids)
Cellular component (GO): membrane
Source: RefSeq, a predicted model, not a curated record